AAGGCUGUAUAACAAAUGCAACAACACAUCUUUAAUUAUGUACUCAAUCAUUUUCAAUAUUUUACUGAACACCAAUUGUCCUUGUGGGAUUUGAAUCAAGAACAUUAGCCUGUGGGCACUGGAUUAUCAGUCCAGUGACAUUACCACUACACAACUAUCUUUUCACAGAAGCGUGGUUUAAGGAUUCUGCAAUAUUCCAUGUGGAAGCACGUUUGGCCAUCUAAAUUGAAUGGUCUCUGUGCUGUUGAACACAGCGCAAUAGAGGAUAUUUUGUUGUUAGUGAAUUUCUUUAACUGUUGAAUUUUCAUGGGCGUCCUCAGGUGAAUUUGACGCAUUUUCCAUAGUAGAAUUACGAUUCUAGGCCAUGCAACAGGGAGGAAGGGAUAAUAGCGUGCUAGCAUUUAAGUUUAGUCUUCAGUUUACGUGUUUCCAGAUAUUAACGUAAUAUAUUUUAAGUUAUAAACGUGCUAGCCGUAAAGUUAAAAAGCAUUCCAAUGUUAAUCAGAAACAUAGUUUGACAUUUAUUUUUCUGGUGAAGUAUUCAUCCUACGUGUUGCUCAUUUUUCUCUCAUAAAUGCAUGCACCCGCAUUUCCAAAUUUGUUGUUCACACAUGUUUUCAAGGUGACUUUUUCCCCCCUCGCUCAAGAAGAGCCGAACAAAUAUCUGCUGAACUCAUGUUCAAAGCUGGACCAGGAGAUAGCGCUGCAACUGCACGGAAGGGACAGGAAUGAAGGUUAUCGAAAACUGGAAAUGCCAUCCUCCUACCGCUGGGUGGCGGUCAAACAACCAGUUUCGGGGGGCGAGAGGCGUGUUCAGACGGAAACAGUGAAGGCGGUCCUCCCACCGCCAGGGCGGCGUGGCAGCGUAUCCCCGCUCUCCUUCCCUCCCCCCGGACAGACGGAGCGGAGGCGGAGCGUUGCUACCUCGGAGUGAUGGCGGCGGUGGGGAUGUCAGAGCCUGAGAAAGAGGGAGAGGCGUCCGCGACGUGUUCUAAGGCAGAGCCGGCCGAGUCCCGAAAACUGUCCGACAUCUUCGAGAGCGGUUGGAAACUGCACGAGGAGGCCGAGAGCAGCAACGAGCCGUCCAACUCGGACACCUACCAACGCAAAGUGCGGCGAGGGGUGGAGCUGUUGGAGCAGGCCACCCGAAUGGUCAACCAACUGGAUCUUUUCAGUCGAAAUGAAGAGCUGGAAGAAAUAGCCACUGCAGAUGUUAAAUAUCUGUUAUUGCCUGUGCUCCUGGGAGCCCUUACAAUGAAAUUAGGAAAUUCUGCUAAGCGACUGGAACAUGUACAGAAAGCCCAGGUCUAUUACAUGGACUUCUUAAAGCGUUGCAAAGAUUACAAUAUUAUGAAAUUUGAAAUCCCUCAAAAAGUAGAAAACAACGAAGAACAUAAUGAGUCAAAUGUUCCCAGUAGUCCUGGUGUCUGCAGUCAAUCCAGUUUACUCUCCAUGGCAAGUAAAAGACAGGCUAAAAUUGAAAGGUAUAAUAUGAAGAAGGAAACUGAAGCUCAAUUGAAAGAGAUUAAAUCUGUUAUCUGCAGUGGAAAGGCAGAUGAUGAGCAAACGAGAAAAUUCUAUCUACUCAAUUUGCAGCAUUGGAUAAGCACAAGUCUAGAAGAGAUUGAGAGUAUAGAGCAAGAAAUUCAAAUUUUGAAAAGAAUGGAAGGAACGAAACGGCCUCAGGCCACUCGACCACAAAGACCUCCCAUGAAACCGUUUAUCCUUACUCAAGAUGCAGUCCAAGCCAAGGUGUUUGGUGCUGGUUACCCAAGUCUUCCUACUAUGACUGUUGAUGAUUGGUAUGAACAACAUAAGAAGCAGGGUGCUCUGCCUGAUCAGGGUAUUUCAAGAAGCUGUCCAGGUGAAGAGGGCAAUCAAGAUCAAGAGACAGAGAAUGAUAAUGAGAGUGAUGAUGAACAAACCUUGAAAAUCGCACGUGACAAGGAUGACUGGAAGGACACGCAUAGGCGUGGAUAUGGCAACAGGCAGAACAUGGGCUAGCCUUUCUACUCAGAUAACACUGCUUUCUUUGGUGCCUGUGAAAUUGCACUGAGAGUCGGAUCCUGCACCAAUGCUCAAAUGGAUUUGGCAACCAUGCAGAGUAUAUUCCUCUGUCUCUUGUCUGAGAAUGUCACUGGUUUCUGAGUUGUCAGCAAUUAUGUUGUUGCUGCUUUAAAAAAAAUUCGGUGACAGUAUUGUGAUGCUUAACUGUUAACAGUCAGGCACUUGUUGCUUUAUGCCAUUUAAAACUUGCAUUUUCUCAGUGUAUGGAAAGAUAAAUGGAGGAAUGGCUUUGGGUGUGAGAAAUGUGUAUAUUGCACAGAUGUGCAAUUGCCACUUAUUGAGAUGUUUACAUAAGUAAUUGCCUUAGUGGAGUUCUUCUGAGUUGCAAUUAUAUAAAUACAGUACAAUUGCUAAAUGUAAUAUUAACAACAUUGAAUACAUUUUAAUCUAUAGCUCCUAACUGUUUUCAUUCUCCAAAUUAGGAGUUCAGAUCUCUUUGGCAACUUUCCUGGUGUUUAAAAAAAACUAGAUGCACCAGAUGAAUUCUCAAGCUAUAAUUAAUCCCUGAUUUGAUUAGUUUUUUUGUCACCUGAAUUCAUGUAACCUGUAUGUAUUCAAUUUAGCAUUUGUAGAAAAUGUUUUACUGCCCUUUCAGAGUCCUUGGAAUUGACUUAAUUUUUAAAAAUCCUAUGUUGAAAACCAAAUAUUGCAAAAUAAAAGAAAAUUCACUCUCUUCA
Chiloscyllium plagiosum (whitespotted bambooshark) is the source of this 2744-nucleotide messenger RNA. It is a transcript of the gene igbp1, whose product is annotated as immunoglobulin (CD79A) binding protein 1. Gene Ontology annotation, cellular component: cytosol. Gene Ontology annotation, biological process: regulation of dephosphorylation; regulation of signal transduction. Gene Ontology annotation, molecular function: protein phosphatase 2A binding. Lineage: Eukaryota; Metazoa; Chordata; Chondrichthyes; Orectolobiformes; Hemiscylliidae. The record is from RefSeq and is a predicted model, not a curated record.